UUUUUACACUUUUGUACGACGUUUCACUGGAGAUAUCAAGCAUUGUGUGAAAGAGCUUCUUGGUCCAGGUCCUUAAGUAGGUGCCUUGACAUCAUCAGGACAGCCAUGAAGGUGAACCAGUUGAAUGAUUAAAGUUGAUUGCUGGUUGAUUGGUUGUGAUUGGAAUGUUAGAUUCGUGUAAUGCGGUGAAUCUAUUUUAUAUAUGAUUUUAUUAAUUAUAUUCAGGUGUAUUUUGUUAGAAAUGAAGCAGUUAAUUGUUAAUUAGUCAAUAUGGUUAGUUAGUAUUCCGAUCCAAGAUUAUGACUAUCAAUUUAUUUUCUGUUUACUCCAAUUUUAUUCCCUCGUGAAGAAACACACACUUCUCUGCGAUAUAAGAAACCUUGUCCCCUUAUAACCUGCAGAUGGACUUUCCCCGAUCAUAUUCCACAACAAAAAUUGUUGAGAUGAUUACACAAGACACUCAGACUGAGUUGGAGAAGCUCCGAUCAAUUUGGAUAUGGGUGUGCCACAACAUCGGAGUGGAGUGUGAAGAGGUUGUUGGAUAUGGCAAGACCCUCGGUCACGUACCGUUCCAAAUUGAGGACCCUAAUCAUGCCUGGAACGCUGUACGCAUUGGUGGUCGCUGGUAUUUACUGGACGCCUGCUGGGGAGCUGGUGCAGUCAGUAAUGAAACGCAAAGCUUUAAUCGCAGGUGCCGUAUUACACCACAAGCAACACUCCUGGUUUUCUUGAUUCAAAAUCUCAUUGGAGUACAUUGGCAAUUAAUAAACAUGAUCUGUAUAUACACAAUGAUUAAAGUAAUUUUCUAUCACAACAUUCCAUGCAAACUGCAUCUCACAACGCUGCACAAUCCACAAUCACGGAGUAAACUUAAUAAUUAUUUUACCUACUCGAUUGUUUUCUCCUUGAUGGAUUGUAUGCUUAUAACUGUAUGCAGGUACAAUGAAUUUUACUUUCUUGCGGACCCAAAGAAAUUUGUAGAAUCGCACUGGCCUAAAAUUUCGAAAUGGCAACUAAUGGAGCACCUUGUCAGUCGAGAAGACUUUGAGUAUCGGGUGCUGAAGGACUUCAGAUUUUUUAAUUUGGAACUCAAGCUGGCGAUGACAGACCAUUGGAGUUAUAAAUGUAUUUACAUUGCUUUUUUUGGUUUUUCCUUUGCAGUGAAUGGAGUGGCUGAGGUGAUGCUUGAAAACAGCAAGGCUCCACUGGAAUACUCCUACACGCUAACUAAAGUAGAAACAAAAAGUGAAAGCACUAAACUUAGUAAAUCACAUGGUCUUAUGAGCAUUCAGAGAGAUAGCAUGAAGCUGCACAUUUUCCCACCUCAGCCAGGUGAUUACAACUUGAGUAUAUUUGCAGCAGAGGCCAACAAAAAUGGUGAAUCCAGUUUGGACUGGGUGUGUUCCUUUAAGAUUCACUGUGAAAAGCCUGGCAUUAACCCUGUAGAAAUGCUGCAAUUGAGUCAUCAUUGUGGGCCUGGGUUAAAGACUGAGGCAUUGGGCCUGCAUUCCCCCAGUCAGCCGUCUCCAAUUAUUUACACACCUGAUGGAAGAUGUGAAGUUGCUUUUCAAAAGUCUGCCAAUCAGUGUGUAAAUUUCACGGCCAGCCUAAUCGAUAAAUCAGCAAAGAAGUGCGAUAAUCAUGUAAUUCUCAGAAACACUCCAAAUGAGAUAUCGCUAGUCAUUCGCCUCCCUGAGCCUGGAAACUACCAAUUGCAGAUUUUUGAAAAUUCAUCACCCGAAGCCCAGAGCUUUAAAUUUCUCUGUGAUUAUGUGAUUGUGUGCUCCGCACAAAUGAAGGCAUUUUCUUGGCCACCAUUUCCUCAAACUUACAGUAAUUGGAGUGAUCUGGGAUGUGUGCUGAUUGAGCCCCUGGCUGGUGUGCUGCCACCAGACCGCAAGGUGCAGUUUGCUGUGAGUGUCCCGACUGCUGUCAAGGUGGUGGUUGAGACAUCAGGAGGCGGUAGCUCUCGGGUAGUCCUUGAACAAGGCUCCAGUGAACAAAGUGAAAUGUGGCACGGAGAAAUCACUACCGGAGGUGCUAAAUCAACAGUCAAAGUGAUGGCGAUGUUGAGCUCAAGAUCUAUGACGUAUCAGUACAUAUUGUCAUAUGACGUGGAAUGACGUCAAAAACAUAAUUCUUCAUAAUGGAGAAUAGUUUAAAUUCUGAAAUUAUAUUAUGUAUAUAGAGCUAAUAAAAUUCAUCUACAGUAUAGCUCGAUAAACUGUGGGUACAUUCAGCUCAGCAGAAUUUCCAUUCCGUUAUCUGUAGUAAAAUUCUCGUUUUACAUGAUUCAUUUUCCACACACUUGUGAAUAAUCGGUUGAAUUUUCCACUCAGCUUUUCUUAUCCAUUGAAAUCGGCAGUCGAAUACAUCACAAAUAAUUAAUAAAAUGCUAGUGCAUGCAACACAUCCGCAUAAUAGUUGCAAACCAUUAAAUAUUGCGCAAUGAAAUGCCGAUUAGGCUCCUUAUCAUCAAGUUAACUCUUACACAAACAUAACAUUUACAAGAUCAGUGUGUGUGUACUUGUGGCAGUGCACACACCUUACUCACAGUGAGUCUCGAUACUAACCUCUAUGCUUUUAUUUGUGGGAAACUCAGACAAAAUUGGAUGCAAUUUCGACUCGGCUUCUCGUAUUUUUAAAAACAUUAAAAGUAAAUCACUACCCCCAAUACACGGAUAAGAGGAUUAAAAUGUAACUGGCUCAACCCCGCGUUAAAAAAUCAAGGAAAUGAAAGUUGUGGAUGAGAGUAGUGCAGCUGUAAUUUAUUGUUGUUCAUUCUUGUUUUAAUAUUUAAAGUAUGUAUGAAUGCUCGACGACAUCAGCUUCUGAACAAGCUUAGACGACCGAGAUAAUGUGUUUAUUAUGCAGUCAUGGUGGUAUGAAGACAUUCAUUUAUAUUUGGUACAUUAUUCUGAGAAAUUUCACGUAAUUCAUAUGGCCUGCCAGUAAACGCAGCGGGUGAGUGAGGGCUGCGUUUGCCGAAUUGUCUGUGAUCAUUGGCAAGCCACAUCUCACACGACUCACUCUUGCGUCCCACAUACGGUUGCCACCUUUCUCGGAGCUCCCAGUACCUGUAUCUGUCCUGGGAAAUCUGUCGGUCUUCCCGCAACAUUAAAAGUCCCUGUUUUUGUCAGUUACUUAAUAAUAACCCAUCGGCCAAAACAAUGCAUUUAUCAUGCAAUUCUUUUCUAGAUUUGAAGCUUUCGUGACUGCAAGGA
This is a messenger RNA of Petromyzon marinus (sea lamprey), 3224 nucleotides long. RefSeq names its product kyphoscoliosis peptidase (gene KY). NCBI's taxonomy places the organism in Eukaryota, Metazoa, Chordata, Hyperoartia, Petromyzontiformes, Petromyzontidae. The record is from RefSeq and is a predicted model, not a curated record. Gene Ontology annotation, cellular component: cytoplasm.